AUGAAGUUCCUCAUUGUUCUCGCAUUUGUUGCUGUCGUCAACUGUCAAAUGCAAGACAAGAAGAAUAAGGGUAGCGAAAUGAAUAGCGGUGGUGGAGGUGGAAAAGGUGGUAGUGGAUUAAUGCAAGCAAUCCAGAAAACUCUCGGAGGCGCAACGGGAGGAUCGGGAUCCGGAUCGGGUGCAAAAGUGACAAGAUCCCCAACUGAAGUAAAAGGAAUGGAAAAGACAAGCGGAGGUAGCGCACAUAUGGGUACGACUCAGGAAAUGAGCUCGGGCAUGAGCACAAAGCAACCAAGAUCCCCCACUCCAACUGGAGGAAAGGGAAUGGAAAAAUCGAGCGGAACAACUCAGACAAUGAACUCAGGUAUGAGCACAAAGCAACCAAGAUCCCCAACUCCGACUGGAGGAAUGGAGAUGGAAAAAUCAGUCGGAGAUAGCGGACAUAUGGGUACAACUCACGAGAUGAACUCAGGAAUGAGUACAAAACAGGCAAGAUCUCCAACUCCAACUCCAACUCCCACUGGAGGUAUGAAUAACAUGGGCGGAGGUGGCGGAAUGAUGAACAAAGGAAUGAGCUCUGGAAGCGGUAUGAUGAACAACCAGGCUCACAAAGCAGGUGGACGCUAA
Molecule: messenger RNA, 627 nt
Organism: Cylicocyclus nassatus
Lineage: Eukaryota; Metazoa; Nematoda; Chromadorea; Rhabditida; Strongylidae
Source: the annotation of a GenBank genome assembly